Messenger RNA from Onthophagus taurus, 1592 nucleotides. Its product is annotated as dynein regulatory complex subunit 2. NCBI's taxonomy places the organism in Eukaryota, Metazoa, Arthropoda, Insecta, Coleoptera, Scarabaeidae. Gene Ontology annotation, biological process: axonemal dynein complex assembly; cilium-dependent cell motility; regulation of cilium movement. Gene Ontology annotation, cellular component: axoneme; axonemal dynein complex. The record is from RefSeq and is a predicted model, not a curated record.
AAUUGUUUUUGUUUCCUUUUUAUUAUAAUAAUAAAACAAAACCAUGUCAAUAAAAUUGUCAAAUUAGUAAUUUUAAUCCUUAAAUCGAUAUGUCGCCGAAAUUAUCAAAAGAAGAAAAAAAAGCUUUAAAAGCGGCGAAAAAAGCCGAAAAGAAACGUUUGGCUGCAAUCAAAGCGCGUCAAUUAAAAAUCGAUGAACUCCAACGCGAAUUAAAAUAUGGACGAUUAACCGUUAAAAGGCAUGAGAAAUCAUGGAAAGAUUUAUUACUCAGCAUCGGAAUCCCAGAAAUAAAAAAGCAAUUAGAAUACGCUUGGCAUAAUUUUGAAAUAGCCAUAGAUGCCAAAGAUUUUCAAAUAUCCCUAUUAAUGGAUGCCAUAAACGAAGCUGAGGAGCAAUACAUGAUGAACAUUCGGAAUCAUUGCGAAAACGUAAAUAAAUUAUUUUUAUUAUUUAAAGAACAAUUAGAAGCAUUGAACCAAGAUAGCAAAGCGGAAGUACGCAAUAUGAGAAUGUUUAACGAAUUAGAAGUUGAACGAUUAAUGAGCAAACACAGAGAUGAUGUCGACUUUUUAAACAUGAUGUUAUUCGGAUUAGAAAUGAUGCAAAAAGAACACGAACAAUACAUUCGUUGCGAAUAUUGCGCGAGAAUGGAAGACGAGCAAAAUAAAAACAACGAAGCCCUUCAAAAAUUAAGCUUUGAUAUCCACGAGAAAUACAUGAAAGUUUGGAACGACACAAUGGAUUUCGUAACAUCAUUCAAUGAUAAGACGGCACAAAAAAGAAAACAAUAUUUGAUUUUAAACGCUGCCGAAGAACAAGUUAACACAUUAAUGCAAAAUCAAUUGGAAAGAAUCGCCCAACUUUUCGAGUUAAUUAGAAAGUUAAAAUAUGAAACGGCCAGAUUACACCGUUCCAUCGGACAAAAAGCGGGCGAUUUAAUCAUCGAAAGAUACUUUUACGCGGACACUUUUUGGUCGUUAAAAUCACAAUUGGAAAAAGAACUUAAUUUCGACGACAGCAAAUUGACUUUGUUCACCAUCGAAGCGAACGAAGCGAUGGAUACGUUAAAAAAAAUCGAAACCAAAGGUUCGUACAUUUUGCAAUUAGCCUCGAUGUGUCGUAAAUACGAAACGAUACAAGAAAAAGUUUUACCAUUCCCGAUGUUGGGGAAAAACAUUAAGGUUAACGUAAUGGAUUGCGAGUAUUUUCGAGACGUCUACGAAUUAAAAACGUUUUGGAAAAGAUUUGGACAGGCGGAUGCCAUCCGAUAUAGCAUGUACGAGGAAAAGAAAUUUUUAGAAUCGCAAAAUAAAGGAAUUAGACAGAAAAUUCAUCAGUAUUGUGAAUGCUUGAAUUGCGUUGCUUAUGAAAAUCCAGGUGAACAAUUAAAACCGAGGGUUCCAAUUAUUAAUAUUGAUGGUGGACUACAAUCUGCGUUGAAAUUUAAUAAUCAAGAUUUUGGUUUUAAAAAGAAUUAAAAAUUUAAAAAUAAAUAAAUGUAUUGGUUUUAAUUUAAAAUUACAGUAAAGUGUCGAUUAUCCGUGUUUAGAUUAACCAUGCUUGUGAUUUAUAUAUUUUUUAAUUUUAACAAA